Exophiala aquamarina CBS 119918 is the source of this 846-nucleotide messenger RNA. RefSeq names its product glucose 1-dehydrogenase. The record is from RefSeq and is a predicted model, not a curated record. Lineage: Eukaryota; Fungi; Ascomycota; Eurotiomycetes; Chaetothyriales; Herpotrichiellaceae. Bases 1 to 846 code for a protein of 281 amino acids. The transcript has a single exon.
AUGGCCACACAACAAAAACCAGGUCGACUUGCUGGUAAAAAUGCAGUCAUCACGGGCGCUGCAGGAGGCAUUGGCUUGGAAACGACCAUCCUCUUCGCCCGUGAGGGUGCUUCAGUGCUUAUGGCCGAUAUUUCCGAACCAGCACUUGCCCGGGCACUCGAGAAGGUGAAAGAGCUGGUCCCCGACUGCCCACGUGUGACAACCAUCAAAUGUGACGUUUCGAAAGAAUCGGAUGUCGCUGCCGCAAUUGGGUCCCAGGACCAAUACGGUGGCAUCGACAUCAUCUUCAACAAUGCCGGCAUCAUGCACGCCCAGGACGACGAUGCCAUCAACACCACAGAAAAGAUCUGGGACUUGACUCAGUCGAUCAACGUCAAGGGUGUCUGGUACGGCAGCAAACACGCCGUCUUGAGCAUGCGUCGCCAUCAAAAGAAAGCCGGGAGCGUCAUCAACGUGGCCAGCUUUGUCGCCUUGAUGGGUGCGGCAACCCCCCAACUCGCCUACACAGCCUCCAAGGGCGCUGUACUGGCUAUGACUCGAGAACUGGCAAUUGUCCACGCACGAGAGAACAUCAGAUUCAACUCUUUGUGUCCUGGACCCCUUAACACCCCAUUGUUGCAGGAUUGGCUGGGUGAUGAUCUUCAGAAAAGGCACAGACGAGAGGUCCACUUUCCCAGUGGUCGAUUUGGAGAGGCCAUUGAGCAAGCACAGGCAGUUCUCUUCCUAGCAAGUGAUGAAAGCAGCUUUGUCAAUGCCACCGAAUUCGUGGUUGAUGGCGGCUUAAGCAAAGCCUAUGUGACAGCCGAGGGACCCCCAACCGCUGCUCCUCAGAACAUCGUCCAUUGA